CCCUCAGCAUCAGUGGAAACUCAGCAAGUGCUUCCCCGGCAGCGCAACAUGCCCUCUAAACUCAAUGCCUACUUGCUCUCUGCAGCGAUGCUGCUGUGCGCUCUCGGAGCUCCAGUUGAAAAUGAGCUCAAUAACAGUGAAGCAGGUGACACCUCAGGCGAGGAGUCACGUGAGGGGACAUCUGAGGGUGAACUGCUGAGCAACUCUGAGGUUUGGCGGUUGAUGCUUGGCAUGACUGUACGCCACCAGCAAGAGUUUGAAGGUGAAUUCCAAAAUGUAAUGAAGUAUAGAUUUCUUGACAACUACAAAGUCCCCUCACCUCCAUCAAAAUGCCCUAAGUCCAACUUCAGCAAGGAGGCUUGUCUCCACAGGCUGGCUGAAGGCCUGUACACCUACAUGGUUCUUCUAAAGUAUGUGGAGAAGGAGUACCCCAACAGUUCAAUCCUCUCAGUAGUCAGACAUCACAGUGGGAGUCUGAUGGAACUCAUCAAAGGAAAGAUGAGGAACCGUGAGCUGGUCAAGCCCCUAGACAGCAGCCAGGAGGAGCAGCUGCUGAAGGAGCUCGACAACCCCGACGCUUACCACAGAAAGAUGACUGCACAUCAAAUCCUGCGCCAGCUCCACCACUUCCUUCGCGAUAGCAAAGUGGAAAUUGCUAAAAGAGAGCAGAGCAGGAGAAAUGUGGCCAGCAAGAUCGUUGCACCCACUCAUUCAUAUCACCAAUUAUUACACAGAUGAAAGUGAUUUUUUUUAAAUAAGUUAUGAAAGAAUAUCUCAGGGAAACUGGGUGGUGUUAACGCUCUCCCAGAACUGUUUUUCUUAAGGGGGAAUCAAGUGGCUGCUGUUUCUGCACAAACUGUAGGUACAGUGGCUCUAUAGCAAUCUACUGCCUGUAUGUUUAAUAUCAUGCGUAUGAAAGCUUGAAUCAACCACUAUUGCAUUACUUAUUUAACAUAUUUAUGGUGAAAAGUGUUAUUUAUUAGUUCCAGGAAAAAUCCAUGGCUGUGGGAUGCUUGCACUGAAAAUACAAUUUCGAGAAUCUCGAGAAGAAAUGUUGGUAGUAUUUUUUUAAUAAUUGAAAAAAUUAUUGUAUCAUCUGUUUUUGUCAUUUAUGUUACCUAUAUGACUGUUAACUAUUUAUUUUCAUGUGUAAACUCAUCCCUCUGUUCACACAAUUACAAUGCAAUAAGCCGUGUUUUGAACAAAGGCUACCAGUGAGUAACUUGAAGGAAUAUU
Toxotes jaculatrix (banded archerfish) is the source of this 1236-nucleotide messenger RNA. It is a transcript of the gene il6, whose product is annotated as interleukin 6 (interferon, beta 2). Gene Ontology annotation, cellular component: extracellular region. The record is from RefSeq and is a predicted model, not a curated record. Lineage: Eukaryota; Metazoa; Chordata; Actinopteri; Toxotidae. Gene Ontology annotation, molecular function: interleukin-6 receptor binding; cytokine activity. Gene Ontology annotation, biological process: T-helper 17 cell lineage commitment; neutrophil differentiation; macrophage differentiation. Bases 49 to 738 code for a protein of 229 amino acids. The transcript is spliced from 5 exons.